Molecule: messenger RNA, 953 nt
Organism: Dendrobium catenatum
Lineage: Eukaryota; Viridiplantae; Streptophyta; Magnoliopsida; Asparagales; Orchidaceae
Product: cell number regulator 2-like
Exons: 4
Coding region: 121-660 (179 amino acids)
Source: RefSeq, a predicted model, not a curated record
UUCUUAGCUUUCUUCACGGUCAUUCUAACCAUAAAUAUUGAAGUAACUCUACUAAUCUCCUCAUCUCCACUUUCUCAUCUUCCCCAUUUCCUCUGCUCCCCUUCUUCCCUAUCAAAUUAAAUGUAUUCAUCCAAAGCAGAUGGCUAUGGGACGCCGGCGUCCGGCUUCCCGGUGAGCUCAGCCAACCAGUUCUACCCGUCGGCUGGUGGCGGCGCCGCCGCCUUCAACGUCCAGUCUCAGGCGCAGGUGGCUUGGUCAACCGGUCUCUGCAACUGCUGCGAUGACAAGUCAAACUGCUGUGUUACUUGUUGCUGUCCCUGCAUCACCUUUGGCAGAAUUGCAGAAAUUGUGGACAGGGGAUCCUCAUCAUGUGGAACAAGCGGUGCGUUGUACGCAUUAAUAUGCUUUGUGACUGGAUGCCCAUGGUUCUACUCCUGCUUUUACCGAUCAAGGAUGAGAAGCCAGUACUCGCUGAAGAAGAGCCCAUGCAAUGAUUGCCUUCUGCAUUUCUGCUGCGAGCACUGCGCGCUAUGCCAGGAGUAUCGUGAGCUCAAGCGGCGGGGCUUCGACAUGACCAUAGGGUGGCAGGCGAAUGUGGAGAGGCAGGGUCAAGGGGUGGGCACCGUUCCUCCACCUCUGCAAGGAGAAAUGAGCCGCUAAGUGUUUUUAGCUAAGUCAUGGAGCAGAAGGCGUCUAUAAGAUCUAUAAGAUCAGUAUUGUUAGUAUGUAACUUUUGUCUAUCUAUAUAGGCUUAGUUUGGGAUGGCUUCUUUUUCAGCUUCUUAAAGAAAAGCUGUUUUAUGAAGCAGUAAGAAAGCCAUCCCAAACAUAAUCAUGGUGUAAUUUAGCUUCUUGAGCUUGCUGCAACUAGGUUGGAAAGCUGUGUACAAUGUCAUGAAUUGUGAUAUUAACGAAUGAAAAACUAGCCAAUAAUCGUGAUACACGUUUUUUAAA